AGCAUCUGGACAGAGACCAAAUCGUCACCUCGCCCACUUGUGCUAUCUGCUAUAGUGCUGUAGAGCGCAUGCUGAUCUCAGCCCUGGAGAAAACGUUGGAACCACGUGGUGUGGAAUGCGCUAGCCUGGCCUGAGAUGGUUCCCCUCGACCCUGCAUGCUGAGUUCGGCAACGCCCUAUGUCAAUUCCGAGAGAAUAUAUCUUCUAAAGCUAUGCGAAUUCACUUGAUUAUCCUAACUCUCUGCGCAUAUUAGACCGGUCACCCAUCCGGGAGUAGCCGAUCAAGAUGGUCAAAAUUGAGACCUUUUCUGUGGAGGCGUGGAUGGACCAGCAUGAGACGGGAAGCCAAUUCAACAUCGCUGAGACCUGCUGCGCAUCGAUCUCCAUAGACCAACUCCGCGAACUCUCCGAAGACAAGGAUCGACCAGUAUUUGACACCUCAAGAACCCUCACAUAUGGCGCCAUCAGAGGUUCCGAUGCGCUGAGGAACAACCUUGCGCGACUGUACUCGGCAAAGUCGGCCAACCUACUCCCGCCCGAGAACAUCAUCACCACUCCUGGAGCGAUCCAGGCCAAUUACCUCUGCGCAUAUGCAUUGGUCGGACCCGGCGAUCACGUCGUAUGCCAUUACCCUACAUACCAAUCCCUGUACGAAGUGCCCAAGCAACUAGGCGCAGAAGUCGACCUAUGGAAGGCAAAACCGGAGAACAACUGGAUACCGUCAAUAGAGGAUUUGAAGAACCUUAUCAAGCCGAACACCAAGCUCCUCAUCCUCAACAAUCCCAACAAUCCCACUGGAGCUAUCCUCAAGAAAUCGUUCCUGCAGCAGAUCAUCGAUGUCGCCGCAGAGCACAAUAUCGCCAUCCUCAGCGAUGAGGUUUACCGCCCCAUCUUCCAUUCGAUCAACCCCUUGGAUCCGGAAUUCCCGCCUUCGAUCCUAUCAAUGGGCUACAAGAAAGUGAUCGCGACUGGCUCCAUGUCGAAAGCCUAUGCCCUCGCUGGCAUCCGCGUUGGUUGGAUAGCAUCUCGCGACCCCGAGAUUAUCGAGAAGAUCGCCGAGGCGCGUCACUACACCACCAUCUCUGUCAGUCAGCUGGAUGAGCAAGUCGCUGCCUAUGCGCUCGACCCGAAUACAGUCCAUAGUCUUCUUGCGCGAAACAUACAGCUAGCGAAGACGAAUCUAGCGCUACUGGAAAGAUUCGUGCUGAAGAAUGACGACGCUUGCGAAUGGGUGAAACCGCUGGCAGGAACGACGGCAUUCGUUAGGUUUCACCGCGAUGGGAAAGCGGUGGAUUCCGUGGACUUCUGCAAGAAGCUGUUAGAGAAGUCGGGCGUGCUGUUCGUGCCGGGAAGCGAGUGCUUUGGAGGGGAAUACAAGGGCUAUGUAAGGGUUGGCUUUGUCAAUCAUGUUGAUAUAGUGAAGGCGGGGAUGGAUGAGGUGACAAAAUUCGUCAGGAGAAACCUGGAUGAUGUCAAGCUGGCUGAGUAGAUGUACCAUGUGAGCUCUAUAAAUUAGAUAAGAAACUAUCCACGUCUUCAAAGUACAGAAUUCCCUCAUUCUCCUUUUCCCUUGGCUAGUACGGCCAAGACUGAUGCCGGGCUUAGUCAUCACACCUGAAAGAUCGUUGAGGUUGAGGCUCUUCCGUCCGGUUUCUAACAGC
Trematosphaeria pertusa is the source of this 1660-nucleotide messenger RNA. Its product is annotated as PLP-dependent transferase. Bases 286 to 1488 code for a protein of 400 amino acids. The transcript has 3 exons. The record is from RefSeq and is a predicted model, not a curated record. Gene Ontology annotation, molecular function: pyridoxal phosphate binding; catalytic activity. Lineage: Eukaryota; Fungi; Ascomycota; Dothideomycetes; Pleosporales; Trematosphaeriaceae. Gene Ontology annotation, biological process: biosynthetic process.